UGACGUGUCCGACGUGUUCAGUUGUCUCAAACUGUUGUACGGUCCCAUUGACGCGAGAUCUUUUGGGAACAUUUCUUCACUUUUUACUGAGACUGACUGACUGGUGUUUUAACUGACUGUUUAACUGUAUAGCCAUCAGUUCAUCAGAAUAUAAUAAAAAGAAUAAAUCAGUACCAAACAGAAAAACAACAACCUAACCAUGGGAAUCAAAUUCCUCGAAGUCAUCAAACCUUUUUGCAGUAUACUGCCGGAAAUUGCCAAACCCGAACGCAAGAUCCAAUUCAGAGAGAAAGUGCUAUGGACUGCCAUAACGCUCUUCAUCUUUUUGGUAUGCUGUCAAAUCCCUCUGUUCGGCAUCAUGAGCUCAGACUCGGCUGAUCCCUUCUAUUGGAUACGUGUCAUUUUGGCCUCAAAUCGUGGUACCCUCAUGGAAUUGGGUAUAUCCCCCAUUGUCACAUCUGGCUUGAUCAUGCAAUUGUUGGCUGGUGCCAAAAUCAUUGAAGUUGGUGAUACUCCUAAGGAUCGCGCUUUGUUCAAUGGUGCUCAAAAGUUGUUUGGCAUGGUGAUCACCAUUGGUCAGGCCAUUGUUUAUGUUAUGACUGGCAUGUAUGGUGACCCAUCAGAAAUUGGUGCUGGCGUUUGUUUAUUGAUCAUCAUCCAGCUGUUUGCCGCCGGUUUGAUUGUGUUGCUUUUGGAUGAACUGUUGCAGAAGGGCUAUGGCUUGGGUUCUGGUAUUUCUCUCUUCAUUGCCACCAACAUUUGCGAAACUAUUGUGUGGAAGGCCUUCUCUCCCACCACCGUCACCACAGGACGUGGCACUGAAUUUGAAGGUGCCGUCAUUGCUCUCUUCCAUUUGAUGGCAACUCGCAACGAUAAGGUGCGCGCUUUGCGUGAAGCUUUCUACCGUCAAAAUUUGCCCAACUUGAUGAACUUGUUGGCUACCGUUCUUGUUUUCGCUGUUGUCAUCUACUUCCAAGGUUUCCGUGUGGAUUUGCCCAUCAAGUCUGCCCGUUAUCGUGGUCAAUAUAGCAGCUACCCCAUCAAGCUUUUCUACACCUCCAAUAUCCCUAUUAUCCUGCAAUCUGCCCUUGUAUCGAACUUGUAUGUCAUCUCGCAGAUGUUGGCUGUGAAAUUCCAAGGCAACUUCUUUAUCAACUUGCUCGGUGUUUGGGCUGAUGUUGGUGGUGGCGGCCCAGCUCGUUCCUAUCCCAUUGGUGGUCUGUGUUACUAUCUAUCGCCUCCUGAAAGUGUGGGCCAUAUCUUAACAGAUCCAAUUCAUGCAAUUCUGUACAUUAUCUUUAUGUUGGGCUCUUGCGCUUUCUUCUCUAAGACAUGGAUUGAUGUAUCUGGAAGCUCUGCCAAGGAUGUUGCUAAACAACUAAAAGAACAACACAUGGUUAUGCGUGGCCAUCGUGAAAAUUCUAUGAUCCAUGAACUAAAUCGUUAUAUUCCCACCGCUGCUGCUUUCGGUGGUCUUUGCAUUGGCGCUCUGUCCGUUUUGGCCGAUUUCUUGGGUGCCAUCGGUUCUGGCACCGGUAUUCUUUUGGCCGUCACUAUCAUCUAUCAAUACUUUGAAAUCUUCGUUAAGGAACAAUCCGAAAUGGGUGGUAUGGGAACGCUGCUGUUCUAAGCAUAUCCAUAUACAGCUUAAAGCAAAGUGUGUGUGUAUAUGUUUGUAUGUUUAGAUUUGUAAGAACAAUCCGAAACAUUUUACGCUUCGGAUUUUUAUAAACAUUUCUCUGUAACAAUUAAUUUAACAACAACUUAAAGAUGUGGAGAGGUGGCCAGGUGACUAAAGGGGAAAUGUUUGCUUAUUAUUUCUAAAUUUUCUUAGAGAUUGUCAUAACGAGAUUUAUUCUUAUCAUUCUUAUCACCGACCGGGUUCUCUGCACUCAAUCGUGACUUAACGUUAACGAUGCGCUCUUACGAAGCGACGAUAAAGGAUUUUUGUGCUCUUGUCUAAAGAAGCGCAUGAAAAUACAACCGUAUCCUUUGUAUAUUCCACUAAUUUAUUUGAGAUGUCAUUUCAUCGAAAUCGAUUCAACUGUCUCCAUCUACGCAUGAAAAUAUAUCAUUGAAUUUACGUUUGUUUUUGUACUGUUAAGUUAAAAUUUACACAAAUAAAACCCAAACAAAACUGUUGAUACUAUUUUUACAGUGGAAAAUAA
Stomoxys calcitrans (stable fly) is the source of this 2168-nucleotide messenger RNA. RefSeq names its product protein transport protein Sec61 subunit alpha (gene Sec61alpha). The coding region runs from base 200 to 1630 and encodes 476 amino acids. Gene Ontology annotation, molecular function: signal sequence receptor activity; transmembrane protein transporter activity; ribosome binding. The record is from RefSeq and is a predicted model, not a curated record. Gene Ontology annotation, biological process: post-translational protein targeting to membrane, translocation; SRP-dependent cotranslational protein targeting to membrane, translocation. The transcript is spliced from 4 exons. Gene Ontology annotation, cellular component: membrane; Sec61 translocon complex. NCBI's taxonomy places the organism in Eukaryota, Metazoa, Arthropoda, Insecta, Diptera, Muscidae.